GAUGGCGGCGGUAGCGCCGAGAUGGAGUAGCCGCUCAGCUUGAGCAGUUUUUUUUUUUAAAGAUAAAAUAGCUUAAAUAUCUAACUUAAAUCUAAAAAUAGCACAGCUUUUGUUUGGACCUCUCGACUUUCGCUAAGUUUGGCUAUUUUCUGUCAAAAUGUUCCAAUUCUAGUUAUCUUUUACUCUGGUCCAUCAAGCAAACAAGGUAGAAAGUAUAAUGGGAGAGAAGCUAGAACUGAAGCUCAAGUCGCCGGUUGGAGCUGAAGCUGCGGGAUAUCCGUGGCCAUUACCAGUAUACGAUAAACAUCAUGAUGCUGCGCAUGAAAUUAUUGAAACCAUACGUUGGGUGUGUGAAGAGAUCCCUGACCUUAAACUGGCAAUGGAGAACUACGUGCUUAUUGACUAUGACACAAAAAGUUUUGAGAGUAUGCAGAGGCUAUGUGACAAGUACAAUAGAGCUAUUGACAGCAUUCACCAGCUGUGGAAAGGUACAACUCAGCCGAUGAAACUGAAUAAAAGGCCUUCAAAUGGCCUGCUUCGACACAUCCUGCAGCAAGUCUACAAUCACUCUGUAACUGAUCCAGAGAAGCUAAACAACUAUGAGCCCUUUUCUCCAGAGGUGUAUGGAGAGACUUCAUUUGACCUGGUGGCUCAGAUCAUUGAUGAGAUUGAGAUGAUGGAAGAGGACACUUUUGUGGACCUGGGCAGCGGCGUUGGCCAGGUGGUCCUGCAGGUUGCUGCAGCUACUAACUGUAAGCACUACUACGGUGUAGAGAAGGCAGAGAUUCCAGCCACGUAUGCAGAGGCAAUGGACAGGGAAUUCAAGAGGUGGAUGAAGUGGUAUGGGAAAAAGCAUGGAGAGUAUACACUGGAGAGAGGAGAUUUUCUGUCAGAAGACUGGAGGGAAAGAAUAGCAAACACAAGUGUUAUUUUCGUGAAUAACUUUGCCUUUGGUCCAGAGGUGGAUCACCAGCUGAAGGAGCGGUUUGCCAACAUGAAGGAAGGUGGAAAAAUUGUAUCCUCAAAACCGUUUGCACCUCUCAAUUUUAGAAUCAACAGUCGAAACUUGAGUGAUAUUGGCACAAUAAUGCGUGUUGUUGAACUUUCUCCACUAAGAGGCUCAGUGUCUUGGACAGGGAAGCCAGUUUCCUACUAUCUGCAUACAAUAGACCGUACCAUACUUGAAAACUAUUUUUCUAGUCUUAAAAAUCCUAAACUCAGGGAGGAGCAGGAAGCAGUGAAACGGCGUCAACAGAAGGAGACCAAGGACAGUAAAAGCAGCAGCACCACCCCAACCAAGCCAAAGGAGCACAAGGAGUCAGGUGGUGAGGAGGAGACCUCAGGGGCACUGGUACCUGUGAAGUCGUCACCUAAACCUCGUCGCGCCAAGCUACUGGCCAAGGGCCGCAAGCUGGGCAACAGGAAACGUGGGCGGCCCAAGAAGUCCAUCAUGGCAGCAGCUACUGAGCGUAAGACCAAGAAGAGCCAGAGUGCCCUCGACCUGCUUCAUGCCAAGACUGUCUCAGCAGCGCCUCCUCAGGAUGCAUACAAAUCGCCUCAAAGCCCCUACUACCAGCUACCUCCUAAAGUUCAGCAUUACACAGCUGGCCAGCUGCUGCUCGGCCCGGUUCCUGCAGGCCUGCAGGCCCUACUGGAUAAUUUCAAAGUCCAGUACAUGCAGUUGUUGACCUAUAUGAAGACACCACAGUACCACACAAACCUACAGCAAGCUCUGGAGCAAGAGAGGCUCAGACACACUGAAUUGUCAGGUCAAGCCCAGCGACUGAUGAACGCCUGUCAUGCUCACAAGGAGAGGAUCAGGGACCUCUUUCAGGCCAAACUAGAGGAGUUGGGAGUAAAGGCAGUGACAGUAGAGGACCUGGUGCAGGCUCAGAAAGAGAUCAUGGCCCAUAAUAUGCAGCUUAAAGAGCAGACCAAGCAGCUAGAGAAAGAUAUGGCUGAGCUUAAAGAUCAGAGCCUGCUACUGUUAAAGGCUCGCUGUGAGGAACUGAAACUGGACUGGGGGUCUCUGUGUCUUGAAACCCUAUUAAAGGAAAAGGCUGCUCUGCGUAGACAGAUCUCUGAGAAACAGCGCCACUGCCUAGAACUUCAGAUUAGUAUUGUGGAGCUGGAGAAAAGCCAAAGACAGCAAGAGCUACUACAGCUCAAGUCCUCAUAUAGCCCAUGUAAAGACUCCCCAUACCGCAAGAGCAUCCCAAGUCUAGAGCCCCGCCCCCCACUAGACACUAACACCCCCAAACUGGCUGAACUGAAUGGCCUUAGCCCUGAGCUGUCCAUCAAUGGCACAGCAUCUCCUAGCUAUGAGCGUGGAGGCAGCAUCAGCUGCUUCAAUGGCAAGAAUGAGCUGCUCUCCAACUACCUGCCAAUCUCCCCUGAACAUGAGAUUGUGCCACCCACUCCAGAACCUCGGAGCAGGCCUCUAGGGCAGCCCCUGCCCGACUACACACGCUUUUCUCCAGCCAAGAUUGCUCUGCGCAGGCACCUCAACCAGGACUCCUCUAUAGGCCAGGCCAGGGCACUCAGCACUAUCCACAGGGGUGACGUUGGUGUUUUGUCAUCUCCAACCUUGAAACAGGGCUGCUCCUCACCAAGUGCAGCUGAAAAUCAACAACUAAACACAUUCAAGAGCACAGAGAGGGUGAAUAAGGAAAAGAGCCCAGCUGGACCAGGUGACAAUAUAACCAGUCUCCCAAUCAGCAUCCCUCUCAGCACUGUACAUCCCAGCAAACUCCCUGUCAGCAUCCCACUAGCCAGCGUGGUGCUGCCCAGUCGUGCCGAGAGACUGAGGAAUACUCCUAGUCCUAUGUCCAGUAGGGAGCAGUCAGCAGGGCCAAGCAACAGCAGCAAGCAACCUCUGACACCUAACUCUGGAUUCCCCUGUGUUUCAGGUUUGGUUAACGGCUCCCACUCUGCUAUAUGCGAUCAAGACUGCGACUCCAUAUCUCCUCCACCCCACAGCAAUCCCCUGCUGGGUCUUCAGUCACGUGGGUCUGGCUCCAGCCCUCUGCUGAGUACUGGAGGAGUGCUGCAAUAUGCAGACAGACCCCCUCGUCUUCCUGAUGAGGGCCACCAGCAUCAUGGCCUUGAAUCUGAUCCUGAGGCUUUAGACAGUGAGAUUCGCCGCCACAUAUUCUUCUCUUCAUCCUCCUCAUCAUCCUCCUCAUCCUCCUCCUCCUCUGCUGGAGGCUCACGCUCACAUCAUGGCUCAGCUAAGCAGGGAAAGCACCACAGCAGUCACCACCACCACCAUCACUCACCAGGUUCUCAUGGGUCGGAGGGACGCAAGAGAGGUCGCCGGAAACGCAGCUCCUCUAGCCUCAUUCCAGCAAGUGGUUCACCAAAGAAACGAUCGUUCCCUGGGAUUAACUACUCUUCGGGUUCCCCACUUAAUAUAAACACAAUGGUGAACAACAUUAAUCAGCCUCUGGAGAUCUCAGCCAUAUCCUCGCCAGAGCAGACAGGUGGCAGCCCAUGUGAGAUGGACCUGGACCAGCCACCAGUACUUAAAAGAGAACGCCCUCUGGAGGUCAAUGGCUCCAGCCGCGACUUAACCACCCCUAGCUCAGAGGAUGAGGAAACUGGAUAUCCGGCAGAUAGUAGCUCCUUACGAAUUGAAAGAAAAAUUGCAACAAUUUCUCUGGAGAGCCGAGAUGGUGAGAGGGGUUCACAGGGACGUAAAUCAGGGGCCAGUAGUGUGAGCAGUGACGUCUCCUCCUCUUCCAGCAAAUGGAAGUCCACCUUUUCACCCAUCUCUGAUCCCAAGCCCACUCCUCCAGAUCUCCGUCAGAGCAGUUCACCGUUCUGUGGGGGUAUUUCUUGUGGCACAGAUUCUGACUCUGAGCAGAAGCAGCAAAAGAGAGCAGACCGGGAUCGCAGUGAGCAUUAUGGGAACCCUAAACCCUUCCUAGGUCUGGACAAAGCACGGGAAUCCUUUCCUAAGCAAAAGUCACGGGAAUGGGAGCUAAAGGCCGUCGGUAGUGUGACCAGUCAGAAUCUCUUCAUCUCUGCUGCAGCUGGUGGAGGCCUUCUGUGUGGAAAAGCGGGUAGAGCCACUGCAGUUUCUUCUGCCUCCUCUGUGGGACAGUAUUUCCCUCUGGGUGGAACCUCAGUCUUACAGUCCUUAUUUGGAGCGCAGACUCCUAACACAGCCACCAGUGGACCUCCACGAUUGGUUAACGGCCAUUCUGUGCUGGGCAGCUUUUCUAGUGCUGGAUUGGCAGGGGGCGCUGCAGGAGGUAACUGAAGCAAUCUACCUCAACCCAAUGCAACCUAUGCAAUGGACAGGUGUAGACCAAUGGGCUCUUCCUCACUGGUGCUCCAAUGUUGGCUAAAGCCACCCGAAGGUGUCAGGACUUGACACCAGUGCAUCUGAAUACACUUUCAGAAACGUGUGUACACACAGGUCAGGACCACUCAAACCUUGUGCUCUUGUCUGGUUAAAGUUGUAAAACAAGGAGGCACUGACAAAAGUGAAUAUGCCAUCAUUCAUUAAUUGUGUAUUUAAAACAAUGCCUUAGCAAAUGGUAAAUUCUAAACAUCAGUGACGCUUUUUGUGCACAGUUUGGGAUCUGUAAUUUUUCUUUCCAGUAAAAAUAAGGCAUCAGCUGAGUGAUAACCUAAAUUACUGAACAUUUGCUCGAUGCUGAAACUCAGCACUGUUAGCCUUUAACGUUGCCUGGCACCUUCUUUUGAGGUAAAUGUAGGAAUAUAAACUUGAACAUGGAAAGUUAUUACAAAAAAGUUACACUUUUGUAAUGGCAUCAUGAAUCAUUCUGAUUUAAAUUAUUUUAAACUGCAGCAUUUUUGCAUACAUGCAUAUAUAUAUUCCUUUACAUUUACACUGGAUAAAAGACUAUUCACUACAAAGAACUGGCCUGAUAAUCUGAGGAAACUCGAUUAUGUUGUUUUGGUAACCUUUUUUUUUUUUGUUAAAUUCUCUUAACUCAUUAACACACACAGUGGCUAAAGCACAAAUUAUUAACUGUAUUUACCAAGGACCUGUGUGUGAAAACAUCAAGUAAACUUUGGCUUUUAAAGAUAAAACAUUAAUGUACAAUAUUCUAUAUCUAAUUAAAAAAAAUUAUUUCUGAUAUUUCUCAAUGAUGCCUAUACAUGUAAAGUUGGAGCUCAGUUUUGGACAUGAUUUAAUCAAUUCAGGUGAUUUUUUUUUUCUCCAUUUUUUUCCCCCCCGAGACAAAUAAAGAUCCGUGGUGCUGAAAACACUUUUGCUCAGAAAGGUGCUAGUAUCUGCUUUUGAAUGAUGCACACCAUUAAUGCUGUGGUGCUCCCUGCAACUAGGAAAAACACACACGUGCGCAUGAUUUGGGGGGGGGAAUCUUCAAACACUGGUAAAAUACAACAUGGCAAAUAAAUCUACUGUGCAACUGCCGCUUUUUUUUUUUUUAUAAACAUUUUUGUACUGUGAAUGGAAGUAACUCUCAAUGUGUAAUUGUAUAUAAUUUCGAAUAUUUAUCAUUUCUGUUGUGAUUGUUUUGUUCAUUUUGUAUUAACGUACUGCAUAAUUAGUGCAACUUGUGUGUACAUGACAAAAAAACAAAACAUGGUGCUACAAUCUAACUCUGGACUGUGCCUAUUUAUAUUAAGAACAUCAAAUAAGAGAGAUUAUUCUGGGUGCUUCUGUUGACAGGGACCUCGCAUUAUGUAGCACCAAGUGGAAAGCAAUCAGACGCUGCAUUGAUCCGAAGCGUUUUUAACUGAAUUCUUACUUGAGUUAUUCUAGACUUUAAAGUGGGGAUCUGUCUCCACUGGUGCUGGCAUUUGGCACACUCACAGCCAAAGCCCUCUGUCCACCCUGCUUCGAGUACUAAGAGCUUUUUCGCAGGGUGAAAACUCAUUUUUCGUUGUGCAUGCUUCUUGGUAGGAGUGGGCGAUAUGACAAAUAUAUUACAUUUCUCAAAAGCAUUUCUCCAAUACGUGAGGAGCAUUACAAUAUACAGUGAGUGGGACAAGCAUUCAGACCUCCUUGUUUUUAUUUACUUCUAGUGCAUAUAUUCCACUUGUUUUACACACGUUAUCUUUAUAUCUAUAAAUAUGAACAAAAAAGCAUGUAUUCAUGAGCAUAAACAGAUGUUUAGAAAUAAACUAGUAAGCAAAUUACCAACAUUAGUACUUUGUUAUUGGCAUUACAGCUUUGAGUCUUCCACAGUAAGAAGUAAUUGCUUUUUUGGACCAUUGUGGUUCAACCCUCUUGGCAAAUUGUCUUCAAUUCCCCAAGUUUACAAGGUUCUCUCUGAUGGACUCUCAUUUUCAUAAUUUUGUUAUCCCCCGCUGACCGAAAGGCCCGAAGGGGGAUUAUGUCAUGGCGAUGUCCGUCCCGGGAAGGGUACUCGCCUUCUGAAAUCAACUCACAAUUUUUGGAGGAAUUUCACAAAACUUGACAGGAUUCUUUUGUUAUAUGUCAGUAAUACGCAUAUUGUAGUUUCGUCCAAUUCAGUCGUAUUUUACCAGAGUGAUGGCCCUUGAUUACCAAACUUGUACCAGUGGGGGAUAUUGUGCUCUCAGAGCACUCAUUGUUGGCAAUAUCCGUCUCGGGAGACAAUGGUAUAGCGCUAGGACUUGGAGUAGCUAUGCAGACCCACUCUAGAGUGACAGUCUCUCCCACACUGUCUGUAGACAAAGGUAGAUGGUGCUCUUGGCAUAGAACCUAAACCAGGUACGGCAGUCUGCACUGUGACAUGCUGUGAAUGAGGGGUGAGAACCGAAAUCGCAGCUGCCACUACAGUCGCAACAGGCUAUAUAGAAAGCAACUAUGGCUACGGGACAUGCACGACGCAACACAAACAUAUACAGGCAUUUCACCAUACAAUACCUCCACCCUACGUUUUCAUAAUGGUCCAUAAAUUUUCAGUGGCAUUCAAGUCAGUACACUGGCUACACUGUGUAAGGCAUUCUUGAGUUAUUGUGGCUUUUAUGUUCGUCAUUGUCUUGUUGAAAGAUCCAUCAUCUCUCCAGAUUCAGGCCCUGUCCACACGGCAACGGAUUCAGGUGACUCCGAUACAAUUGCUUAUCGUUUAGGCCUGGCGUCCACACGGCACCGGCGUUUUGGGUGCCCAAAACGCAAUCUUUUUGAGAACGGGUUCCAGAGUGGAAAGAUCUGGCAACGUUGCCGUUGUGAAGUCGUCUGGAUGGGUAGAACGGAUUUGUUUACGAUGACGUCACAACCACAUGACUGUGAGUGCUUCACGCCGGGUAGAAGUGUAACGAAUAUCACCAGGAUAUUACCAGGAAAAAGCCUUACAGAGCACUAGCGAGAGUGAAACACGAGCUUGGAUAUUAUUAUUAUUAUUAUUAUUAUUUUAAUAAUCCAAAGACAUGCAGGUUAGGUUAACUGGUGACUCUAAAUUGACCGUAGGUGUGAAUGUGAGUGUGAAUGGUUGUCUGUGUCUAUGUGUCAGCCCUGUGAUGACCUGGCGACUAGUCCAGGGUGUACCCUGCCUUUCGCCCGUAGUCAGCUGGGAUAGGCUCCAGCUUGCCUGCGACCCUGUAGAAGGAUAAAGCGGCUAGAGAUAAUGAGAUGAGAAUGAGAUUAUUAUUAUUAUUAUUAUUAUUAUUAUUAUUAUGUUCAGUGUUAGUUCACAGUAGUAAUGCAAGAAGCAGAAUAGUGACAGUAAUAGUGAAGCAAAAACAUGCAGUUGUACAAACACUGCAGCUCUACAGCAAAAUAUUCAUUUAUGAAAUGGUCUGAUUCUUAACACCAGUAGUGCCAAUGAUGAUCUCAUUGCGAUGCGAGUUGUCAACAAAUCCUAUAACUUGGUUCAUGAAAUGUGCUUACAAAAUAUUUUCACUGUGAAUAUUUAUUGUGUAAUGGUGCAAAGUGAGAGAGAGAGAGACUCUGCCCUUAGGGCAGAGUCAAUCCCGCCAGGAAAAAAAGGAGCGAUCUCACCUCUUCAGAUGUUGGUUUAAGUCCGACAAUACAUUCCUCAAAAAGGGCGUAGAGGAGCAAAUUAAUCCAUCAACGUGUAGCAUUCAAUUUAUUCCGGACCAUUAAAGACGCCGCCUUCCACGUAGAAUCAUGCGUCAUCCUCGCUGCCAUAUUGGAUAGGUCAAAGCGGAGAAUAAAGAUUCAUGCGCUGCCUUUAACUGUACCAACAGGUUUACCGUCCAAACGAGAUCACAUGGGAUUACCUUUCACAGGUGAGAAACAACAAAUUAAUCCAUCAACGUGUAGUAUUCAAUUUAUUCCGGACCAUUAAAGACGCUGCCUUCCGCGUAGAAUCAUGCGUCAUCCUCGCCGCCAUAUUGGAUAGGUCAAAGCGGAGAAUAAAGAUUAGCUGCGUUUAACUGUACCAACAGGUUUGCCGUCCAAACGAGAUCACAUGGGAUUACCUUUCACAGGUGAGACUGGAAAAAUACUUUUUCAUUGUAUUUGGUCAUUAUAAUGUAAUUUUACGAACAGAUUUUUCUGACUUUGUGGCUAAUAUGAAGUCUCGCGCAUAAUAGUUUAUGUGCAUAUGUCCUUACUACUUCUAUUGUUCUGGUGUCUCCGAAGGGACCGUCUUACAGCGCCCCUAGAGGUGUGGCAUGUGUAUUGCAUCGUUUUCAGCAAGCGUUGCGUUGCCAUAUGGACCUGAUAUUUUACUGAUCGUUGCCCAUUUGGACACGAUAUAUUUUUAAAUAACAUCUCGUUGCCGUUGUCGUGUGGAUGUAGCCUCAGUUUCAGGGCUGAUGAGAUUAUAUUCUCUCUAAACAUCCAGGAACAUUGCUCCAUUCAUGUUUCCUUUGAUGAACAGUAAUGCCCCGAUACCAUUUGCAAAGAAGCAGCCCCAUAUUAUGAUGCUCCAGCCUCCUGCUUCACUGUGGGAUUGAUGUUCUUGGGCUUGUACACCCCACCCCCCACCCAAACAUGAUGAUCUGAGUCAUUGCUGAACACUUUCGUUUCUUCUUUUGUUCCAAGAGAGUUCUGAUUGGUCUAAAUGCUUGUAUGCAAAUUUUACAGUGAGAGCUUUAGCUUUCUCACUUAACCUUCCUUUCCUUAGUUUGAGAGCACCUUGUGAAACUUGGGGAAAUUGUCAGAAUGCUUAUUUCCCCUCAUGGUACAGUGGGGCAAAAAAGUAUUUAGUCAGUCACCAAUUGUGCAAGU
Molecule: messenger RNA, 9121 nt
Organism: Neoarius graeffei (lesser salmon catfish)
Lineage: Eukaryota; Metazoa; Chordata; Actinopteri; Siluriformes; Ariidae
Gene: dot1l
Product: DOT1-like histone H3K79 methyltransferase
Exons: 28
Coding region: 218-4264 (1348 amino acids)
Biological process (GO): DNA repair; DNA damage checkpoint signaling; regulation of transcription regulatory region DNA binding
Cellular component (GO): nucleus
Molecular function (GO): histone H3K79 methyltransferase activity
Source: RefSeq, a predicted model, not a curated record